UGUAUUACAAACAUAGCUGGUACCGGGUGAAUUAUUCAAGCACAACAGUAUUGUGACCGAAUAACGUUAGCCAGACGCGAACUGUCAAUAGACCGUUGAUCAAAGAAAUUCCGAAAUUUUAGGGGUAGUCAGACGGCUAUGUGCUUGUUGGAGUGGCUAACUCACAAUUAAGAACAAUUACGAUUCACAUUUGAAAAACAAAAAAAGAAAACAAUAGUUGUGUUAGAAAUACCAGACGCUUACAUGGUGUUACAUUGGCUUUCACAAAAUUCAGGUUUUAUUUGUGGAACAAAUCGUCCUAAAUCAAGACUUUCACUAGAUUAGAACACUGUUUCGUCAUUCUGCUGGUGGUGCUGACCCUUGAUACAUAAAACCGGCAACACGGUACAGCGGCUGAUCUCAUAGCGCAUGCGUGUCCAUGCUUUGCAUACCAGCGCAAUGUCUGCAUGCUAGUCGAUGUCUUGUGACAAGUCACCUUAUGAAGAUAAUCAAUCAGUAAACCAGCUACUUGGUGAAACAGCAAGAUGUUAGUUACAAGCUGACAUUCUACUAGUCCUGGAUAUUCACUACACAGCGGUAUUUUGCAAGGCGCAUGCUCUGUCCAACACAAGAGCAUAGCAAAGGCGAUUCGGUGCUCACCCGACAUAUCGCCAUCAUUGAAUGUGUCCCAAAAUUCCAUUGCUCAGCGGUCAUCUUUCACGCGCAUGCUCUGUCAUGCUACCUAACCUGGGUCUGGGUUGGGUCUGCCUUCUAUUUGUAGUGCUUACACUCGGCAGCAUGUUGACGUCAUACAUUGUAGCUUUCAUCCAUGGUCACGUGUACCCGUUCAUGCCUGCCGUUAGCGAUACAGGCGUGCUGUCACCCGAGAAGUACAUUUUCCGGGAGCUGAAUAAUUUGGCUUCAUUUCUAUUCAUUGCGACUUGCUUCGUGCGGUAUAUGCAAUAUCAAAUAGUGGCAGAGCAGUGUAGAGAAGAGAGCGUCAAGUUAUCGCGUUUGAACAAGUUGACUUUUGGUAUAGGGACAUUGUCUGGUGUGUCUAUGACAUUUGUGGCCAAUUUUGAGAUUCAAAAGACUGUCUCCUUUCACGAUGUUGGCGCGGUCAGCGGUUUCUCAGGAGCUCUCGUCUACUGCUGGCUCCAGACACUCAUGUCCUACAGGCUACGCGACCACGGUGUCAUCAACAGUACAGCGGUCUGCCACACUAGGACCAUGCUCUCAACAAUUAUGACCUUGACAUUUAUAAUAUUUCUUGGAUUCCAAGCAAAGUCACAUUGGGACUGGGACCGAGUGCGUCCUAAUUAUCAUUUUCUCGCCAAGCUGCAUUGGGGACCUGAAGAUCCCGGAUAUGUCAGUCACGUGAUUAGUAAUUUGUCAGAGUGGUCCUAUUCCGCGGCGUUUUUGCUUUUUGUUUUGACUUUUUUGACGGAAUUUAAAUCAAUAAGAAUAACUUCUGAUAUCUCGUCGUCCGAGUGUUGGGCGUAAAGUCGGAGUGUUAGGCGAUAAGCACGCUAUGCAAAUUAGAUCGCACUUGUCUAUCUACCUAUCCUCUUUGCGCUCAGUUGCGCAUAAGACCUUAAUACUUCCCCUCCAUUUGCGCCAAUCUCGAGCUACCACCCUUGCCUCCUCCCAAGAGUUCCAUCCUGCCUCUGCUCUCUCCUUUUCAACCGACCGCCCCCAAGUUGUCUUAGGUCUUCCUACUUUUCUUUUCCCGUCGGGCUGCCAUGUAAGUGCAGUGCAGUUCUGAAUUAGUUUUUUUAUGCGGGAAAGUAUGACCUGGCACUCUUUCAACCUCUUCCCCUACAUGAAGUACUGACCCUUGGGUAUUACAUGGCGUAUAGGACCUUUUAUGCGUUCCAGAUUGCACCAAAAGACGUUCGAAAUAACCAUGUCCGUCAGUUGCUGCGAUCCAGGGGGGCAGUGAUCCAGGGGAAGGCAGGAAUUGCACCCGUUAGGGUGGAUUAUUAGAAGAAAUGUAUGGGAGCUAAAUUGUACAAAUUCUAUUUUACAAAUUCUUUUAAAUUCUACAAAUUCUAUUUUAUUUAUUGGCGCCAUCCGGUCACUGAAGUAUGAAUGACCAAUAAUUCGGGACUUUGGGAAGAAGGUUGAAAUAAUUGUGGCUUGAAAUAUAUGAGAUGUUCUUAAACUUAUGCAGAUGGCCAUUUGCUACAAAAAAAUUAUUACGUUAAAAUGUCACUCUCUAAAUAAAGUUUCAUUCAAUCUGACAAA
Nematostella vectensis (starlet sea anemone) is the source of this 2226-nucleotide messenger RNA. Its product is annotated as DNA damage-regulated autophagy modulator protein 1. NCBI's taxonomy places the organism in Eukaryota, Metazoa, Cnidaria, Anthozoa, Actiniaria, Edwardsiidae. The record is from RefSeq and is a predicted model, not a curated record. Bases 661 to 1482 code for a protein of 273 amino acids. The transcript is spliced from 3 exons.